CGCCGCGUGCGCAAGGGUGAAAAGUUUGGACCUUUUGCUGGAGAGAAGCGGAUGCCUGAAGACUUGGAUGAAAAUAUGGACUACCGACUGAUGUGGGAGAGGGUUGGAGAUGUAGUGACAAAUCAGACUGCAAGGUUGCUGCUGCUGGAGAAAGGAGUCAUAAGGAGAUUUAAACUGUAGAGCAGUGCAGUCUAAUCCACAUCAACAAGUGUCUGCCCCUGACGUACAGCUGGAGUGAGGGCUUUCCAUCACAGCAAUAGGACCAACAGCCAAACAGUGAUGCACUUAACUAUAGAGAGCACUUAAAGGACAGAGAUGGGAUGAGGGAAUGCCCUCCAUUUCCAAUCCUGAUGAGAUGACUUGUGUUGUCUAUGAUGUUUACUCCUAGGUCUUUGCACACUAUAUCUAAAAUGUUCGUGGGAGCAAGGGAGAAGUUCUGUAUAUUUUGGAUGCUACCAACCCGAGACACUCCAACUGGCUUCGCUUUGUCCAUGAGGCACCGUCUCAGGAGCGGAAGAACCUGGCUGCCAUUCAAUGAUGCUGAGACAGAGGAGGAGGAGCAACAAUCUCUGACCGUGACCAAAGAAGGCAAAGUUGAGCACUCUAAGGGACAGUCGGCAGCUGCAAGCAAAGGUCACUCUGAAGAGGACUAUGCCUGUCCACAGUGUGAAUCGAGCUUUUCCAGUGAGGAGAUCCUUAGUGAACACCGUCAGACCUUCCACCAGAAACCCACGGGGGAGAAAGAGUUCAAGUGCGAGAGCUGUGGGAAGAAGUUCCCUGUGAGGCAGGCCUUGCAGAGACAUUUUGAGCAACACCAGAAGGCUUGCCGAGGGGAUGCAAGGUUUGUGUGCAAGGUCGACAGCUGUGGGAAGAGGCUGAAAAGCAAGGACGCCCUGAAAAGGCACCAGGAAAAUGUCCACACUGGUGAUCCUAAGAGAAAACUCAUAUGCUCCGUGUGUAAUAGAAGGUGCACUUCAUUGUCAAGCCUGCAGGAGCACAGGAAGAUUCAUGAGAUAUUUGAUUGUCAAGAAUGUAUGAAAAAGUUUAUUUCUGCUAAUCAGCUGAAACGUCACAUGAUCACUCACUCAGAAAAGCGACCUUAUAACUGUGAGAUCUGUAACAAAUCAUUCAAGAGGCUUGAUCAAGUGGGUGCCCACAAAGUAAUCCACAGUGAAGAUAAACCCUAUCAGUGCAAGCUUUGCGGAAAGGGAUUUGCUCACAGAAACGUUUACAAGAACCACAAGAAGACCCAUUCUGAGGAGAGGCCAUUUCAAUGUAACGAAUGUAAAGCCUUGUUCCGCACUCCAUUUUCUCUGCAAAGACACCUGUUAAUCCACAACAGUGAAAGGACUUUCAAAUGUCAUCACUGCGAUGCCACAUUUAAAAGGAAGGACACAUUAAAUGUUCAUGUCCAAGUGGUCCAUGAAAGACACAAGAAGUACCGAUGUGAGCUGUGCAAUAAGGCCUUUGUUACACCAUCAGUGCUCAGAAGUCAUAAGAAAACACACACAGGAGAAAAGGAGAAAGUCUGCCCAUAUUGUGGCCAGAAAUUUGCCAGCAGUGGGACACUGAGAGUUCACAUCCGGAGCCACACAGGUGAGCGUCCCUAUCAAUGCCCUUACUGUGAAAAAGGAUUCAGUAAAAAUGACGGACUGAAGAUGCACAUUCGUACUCACACCAGGGAGAAGCCAUACCAGUGCUCAGAGUGCAGCAAGGCCUUCAGCCAGAAGCGGGGCCUAGAUGAGCACAAGAGGACACACACAGGAGAAAAGCCUUUUCAGUGUGAUGUUUGUGACUUGGCUUUUAGCCUGAAGAAAAUGCUCAUCCGACACAAGAUGACUCACAAUCCCAACCGCCCGAUGGCAGAAUGCCAUUUUUGUCAUAAGAAGUUUACAAGGAAUGACUACCUCAAAGUGCAUAUGGACAAUGUCCAUGGCGUAGCGGACAGCUGAUGGUAGUUGUCAAGGACCCAACCAUCAGUGUCCAUGGUGUAGGGGACAGCUGACAGAGGUGUCACGAACCAAACCAUGUGGAAGGGUUUCUACUAUGAAUCCCAGAUUCUUCUCACCUAAUCAGCUUAACAGAAAUAACCACAAUCAGUGCAUUGAUCUCACAGUACUCAUUUGCCUAUCUCUGGAAUUUAUAGAUGGACAUGCAAACAAAAACUUUACUUUUACCAAAAAGAAAUGCAAAUGAAAAAAUACUUUGUAGCUUCAAAAUGCUUUAGGUUAUGCUUGUGUUCUGGCUGAUUAAAAACUAAACACAAAAA
Messenger RNA from Mesocricetus auratus (golden hamster), 2269 nucleotides. It is a transcript of the gene Prdm5, whose product is annotated as PR/SET domain 5. NCBI's taxonomy places the organism in Eukaryota, Metazoa, Chordata, Mammalia, Rodentia, Cricetidae. Gene Ontology annotation, biological process: regulation of transcription by RNA polymerase II. The record is from RefSeq and is a predicted model, not a curated record. The coding region runs from base 372 to 1952 and encodes 526 amino acids. Gene Ontology annotation, molecular function: protein binding; DNA-binding transcription factor activity, RNA polymerase II-specific; RNA polymerase II cis-regulatory region sequence-specific DNA binding. The transcript has 17 exons.